AUGGGGGCGUCCAUUAAUCACGUAUUCCGCACACGGACACCGAGCGAGGCAAUAAACCUGGUGUCCCGGUUAUUGGAAUACACUCCUGGUGCUCGCAUAUCACCGCUGCAGGCGUGCGCGCAUCCGUUCUUCGCGGAACUCAGAGAAACGACAACGCGCCUGCCGAACGGCAGGGAGCUGCCGCUAUUGUUCAACUUCACUGAACAAGAACUGUCCAUACAACCCAGCCUGAACUCCGCCCUAUUACCUCGCACGUCCGCGGGCCCCACCGGUGGUUCCACCACUGUCUCCUCCACGGCGGAUUCGUCAACGGCAGCAGGGAGCGGAGCAGGAGCCGCCGGAGUCACGUCAUCUACCGCCGCCGUCGGCACGGCUGAUGCCACAGUCACUCCCGCCGCCACCGGUGCCACCAGCAGCGCCGCCGACCUGGCGGUGUCCGCCAGCAGCCGCCAGCAUGACGUGACCGCCGCGGCCACCGCCACCGGCUCGGGGAUGACUUAGGGAAUAGAGGGUAGGAAGGAAAUACAGUGAGCGGGAUGAGAAUCAAGUAGUAAAAUAGAUAUACAAGACGCGAUGUGUAAUAGAUAUAUAAAUGAAAAUAUAACAAACAAAACAAAUACACGUACAUACAUAUAUUAUAUAUAUUUAUGCAAAUUAUUUUAUAGUUGUUUGUACAUUUUUAGUUUUUUAGUACACUAUAUACAUGCUCAUUAUUAAUACAAAUUUGUCUCUGAGUUGUUGAUAUUUUGUUCUUGCAAGUAAGAUUUUAAAGUAGUGCAUUUAAGCUUAAGAGAACCUUCAAAUUUUUCUUCAAAGUUUUCACACAAAAUGCUGCCACUAAAAAGAAUUAACUAUUUACUAUGAAUUCUUUUCAACUUCUAGAGAAAGUACUUACUUUAAGUAAUGAAUGAUAUCUUUAGCAUGACCACCUUCGAAUGAUCAUGUUCAAUAUAAUAAUUUUUCUCGGAAUAAAGAGUCAUAAAAAUGGCUCAUAAUGAUUUAUUCAUUAUGCAUAGGUACAUAUAUACAUGUGUAUAUAUAUAU
Messenger RNA from Ctenocephalides felis (cat flea), 1044 nucleotides. RefSeq names its product protein kinase shaggy-like. The coding region runs from base 1 to 501 and encodes 166 amino acids. Gene Ontology annotation, biological process: negative regulation of canonical Wnt signaling pathway; signal transduction. NCBI's taxonomy places the organism in Eukaryota, Metazoa, Arthropoda, Insecta, Siphonaptera, Pulicidae. Gene Ontology annotation, molecular function: protein serine/threonine kinase activity. Gene Ontology annotation, cellular component: cytosol; cytoplasm; nucleus. The transcript is spliced from 3 exons. The record is from RefSeq and is a predicted model, not a curated record.